Molecule: messenger RNA, 5413 nt
Organism: Amoebophrya sp. A120
Lineage: Eukaryota; Dinophyceae; Syndiniales; Amoebophryaceae
Source: the annotation of a GenBank genome assembly
GAGAAAUUGAAAUCGACUGUAGAGUAGCGACACAGCUGGAAGUUCAUCGUCGCUGGCGUCCUCUACAGAAGACAGAGGUGCCCGCAAUUAUGCAGCGUGAACAGCGCUUGUGCCGCUCACUUAAACAGUAGAGUAAAUCAUCCAUUGGGCCCGAUGACGGAGGCCACCACCAGUGCGCGAGUCGACCCCCGGGCACGGGAAGUGGAGGAGGCUUCGGAUGAAGAAUGUUGGCGGUUCUACCGUUUUCUCGAGCAGCACCCCGAAUUGCCGGACCUGCUUUUCUGCAGCAAGAAGCGGGUGGUCCAGGCCUCGGACUUGGAGCUGCUUCUACGUCGCCUGCACUACCGCUUGCCCAACGUGCGCACGUUGUUCAACUCGCUUCGCAAGCCCGGGUGCGACUACUUCACGAUGAAGGAACUGAUCGAAUUCAAGCAGCGGCUGCGCGUGUCGAAGUACGCCGGGGCGUUUACGGUGACCGAGUUUUUCUCCCAUUUGUUGCAACGGUACGGGUCCAUCACCCGGGCCUGGCGCCGAGCGAUCGACAUUCUAUCAAAUGCAAAAAUGUCUGGGUCUGGAAUAAUGUCAGAUUUGUCAUGCAUAUUUCUCAUGACCCAUGAUGCCUGUAAUGCAUGACCUAGCAUCGCAGACUUUUAGAGGGCUUCCUGAUGCACCUUCCGCAUGAGAAAUGCCCUGUCCGGGUAGCACAAAAGGCACCUCUCUUGCUGGUCACGCAAUACAAAUUUUUUUAGAGUCCAAAAACAGCAUGACAAGUUGCAAUCUUCCAGACCCAGACAUUUUUGCAUUUGAUACAUUCCGCCCAAGAACAACAUCGCGGGCGACCUGUUUUCCCACGAAGUGAAGAGCCUGAACUCUUCCGCGGGUGGCCGUCCGACGCGGGGGGUCAUCAUGUACCGGGAGUGGGCGGCGUUUUGCCAACGAGAGGGGUUCCAGGGGAACGUCAAGGCCGCCUGGGACGCGUUUCAGCCGAAAAACGGCUUGAUGUCUCUACGGGAGCUGUCGUACUCGGAGUACCGCCUGCUCACGAAAUUUUACCUCGAGGUAGUUGCCGGGUUCAUGAUAGUACGAAUCUUUUGUUUGAGAAUGCAGAUGCACCCACUUAGACUUACAUUUUCGUCAUUUUUCCUCCGGCUCGAAGUGAAUGUUGGCCCUUUCGUCCAAAAAGAAAAAAUCCACCUGUCAUCUUCAGUUGAAGGCCCGAUACGACGCGGUGGACGAGAUUUGGUCGCACGUGCUGCAGUGCCGUAGCGAAUUCAUGCUUUUGAAGCGCGAGCGGUUUCUGGCAAUCUGCACCAAAACCUUACUUUUCGCGGAGGACGAGGCGGAGACGCUGUUUUCGUUGUUGGAUCUCGACCAGGUCAGCGAGCUCGAGUUCCAGACCUUCACGGAGCUUUUCUCUUUCUGGGACACGGGUGGCUGCUACGACGUCACGGGCGCGGCGCAGGCGUUGCGAGUGCGGAGAAAAAGACGACAGUUGAUGGAUGCGGAGCUGCGGGAGAGCAACAACGCAGCAGGAGGAGGAGAGAAAAAUACAGCGGACCGGGAACGACAGCCCGGAGCGACAGCAGAGGAAAGACAAAAAGAAAGGCAAAAAGCGAUUCUGAGAAAAAACACCAUUGAAAGGGAACUUGCGAAGCCGCUUCCCCGGUCGCUGGAGGACAAAGUGCUCUCCCUCGGCAGCCAAGAGUUCAUUUUGAACCUGGAGUCGCAGCGCAGAUUGGAAGAGUUCCAAGUGUUUUUCAACUACUUGAAGAAGCCCGGGCGUUACGAGCGGAUGCUGGAUUUGUUUUCCCUCAGUCCCCGUCUGCCGAAGCGCGUUUUCUGCCAGACCCUGCGACAGAUGCUGUACCCCGGGGAUCCGCUGGCGCUGUUUUACUCGCUGUUCAACUUGCGGAUUUUGCACCAGCGCCACGUGCAACUGGUGAACGCGGAGGACUUUCGGGAGGUGCAGGACCGGAUUGCGCCGUGGCUGAAGCUGCACGGCUGGACCUACGUGAAACGGAAUAAAGUUACCAGCAGCUCCGACGUUGCGCAGCAAGACGGCGGCCAUGACCUCGAAGGUGACGCGGAACAAGAGGUACUGGAGGAGGAAGAGGCGUCAGAGAGCGAGUCCGACGACCUAGACGAAGAGAAGGUCGCGGAAAAGAAAGAGAAGAGCGUGCUGAGCGUCUUGCGGAAAUCGCUCGUCGAGGGGAAGCACGAGGCUGCAGGGGACGAGGAGGAAACUGGAAGACGAACUGCUUCGUCGAGAGCGGCCUCGUCGAGGAUACUGCACGACGGAGUUGCGAAUAGAGAGGAAGUGCAAGAUUCAGAAGAAGAUAACGACUUCUACGACGAGGACGGUCUGUUACUGCCAGACAGGAUAAAUAACAGUACCAAUAGCAAUGCUUUUGCCGGUCCCGAGGAUCCCAUGCCGCAGUUGAAAAAACUGCAGUACGAGAAGAAAAUGAAGCGAAAAAAUAAGCCGGUAAGCGACGAGCCACCUGCGCCUCUUGCCCCCCCGAGCUGGCACGAGACGGGGCCUCCUAGCUGGCUGGAGAAAUUGGGACUGGAGAAGGUUCCCGAUGCGGUCAUCCUGGACCAGGAGGGGGAAACGCAUUUGGGCAUCCAGAAAUUUUGGCAGCACAGUGUGUUGGGCGACAUGCAGGAUUUGCACCGCCCGAAAAAGCUUGGCGCUGGUCUGCGGAGAACCAAAGAGUCAACCUCUUCGUCGGCCAGUUCCGGGGGCGGGGAGCCGAAGUUCAAUCCGAGGGCACGCACAACUUCCUCUCUCUCGGGAGGUGGAUCUUCACCUGAGCGCAGAGGUACUAGUCGUAGCAAAAAAACCAGGCGAAAGCUGCGGAAAGACAUUGUUUCGGAGAAGCAACGGAAGAUGGACCCGGAAGACAUGCCGUUUGUCCCCGUAGACACGAGAAAAAUCGUGAACAAAGCGACGUGGCGGCGGAUGCUGGACUUUCAAACCGGUGCCGUGGCCGAUGGAAGCGGCCUUCCGCCACAUUUGAUUCGGGACUGUGGCGAGGAUCCAAAUUUGCUGCACUUACGGGAUUUUCUUGCAUUCCCCAACGCCUCCAGAGACGUGCGGCCGCAGACUAGAUUGGAUGUAUGAUUCGUUUGCUUUUUUCUCGAAUUUCAUGCUGGAAGGUAUAUUUUGUAGCAUCCUGACAUACUUUAUAGCAUCCUGAAGAAAGACCAAGAAUCACCAGAACCGGAGACAAGAAAACUGCAGGUUGAGCUGGAGAUGCUUCGCCGUACUGGGUCCCUGGUGCGCGGAUGGUUCGAGAUCCUGGAUCCGCACAAGAGCGGCGCCAUCGGGCUGCGCAGGUUCUUGGCUGCGUUGGGAUCUUUGAACGUGCAAAGCGGGAACAUGAGGCGCGUCUGUAUCAACUGUAAAAAUGUCUGGGUCUGGAAACUUGUGAUGCUGGGUGGCGUCUCAUGAUGAGGCUACAAAUGCUGGCUCAGCAUGACAAGUUUCUGAGCUCCUAGGUGUUGCCUAUUCUGCAUGACAAACUGCGCUUCUGCAUCACAGAAAAACGGAGCUCUUGGGUAACGUGCAUGACAGAUUUAAGAGCCAUGCCAGACAAGCAUGACAAACAUGAACUCUUCCAGACCCAGACAUUUUUACAUGUGAUAGUCUGGGCGCAGAUGCAACCGCUCCCCGACGGGUUGGGCAUCGAUCUGCGGAUGUUAGACUACGAAGUGUGGCUGCUGAUCGGUUUUUUCGCAACGUGCUUGUUCGCCGUUUUCCCGAACGUGGACUAUCUCGUCUACUACGCGUGUCCGGGCAACGGGUGCACCGACACCUUCGGGUUCGAUGAGGAGUGGACGAGCAUUUGCACGCGUGCGUUCACCGACACGGUGUUACUCAGCGGGAAAAUCGCGGGCGUCGAAACUGGUUCGGACGAUAGUACGACCGUCCGCGACGCAAACGCGCGGCAGAUCGCGGCCCAGCGCCGGCAGGUGUUGACGCAGAAGCUGUGGCGCUGCUUCGUUCCCCGCGGCGAGAACCGCAUGCACUUGAGCGAGUUCAAAAUUCUCCGGCUGUGGGAGCCGGGCGCGGUCUUCUGCAUGGAAAAAUACCCCGUGCGCAUGGUUCCCUCGACCGGAAAGCUGGAGCUGUCCCCGGUCGACUGGAUGCCGCCGAGAGUGUCGAAAAAAGCUGCGACAUCGAGGACUGAUACAACACAGACGACAGGAACUACGACCGAGGGCGAAGAUACAACAAGCAGUGCGGAUAAAAGAGAUUCAGAAGAACACCCGAACAUCCGGCUCGUCAUGGACCCGAGCGUGCGGGCGGAAUACGAGCAGGCGCUGUUCGAAUUGGAAAUGCUCGACGCGCAGCACAGCACGCUUUCGAACAAUUUGCGUGGUCCAGCGAUGUACUCAACAUCGAGUGGCAGUGUAAAGACAUCAAACGAUGGCGCGGCCGGAGUAGAUGAAGAAACUGCGGAAAGGGAAGCAAAGAAGGCACACGAUCUGGAAGAACAGUCGUAUUCGCUCGCCGAGUUCCUGGAGUUUCCAGUCAACCCGGUCGACGGUAUGGCGCGGAAACCGAAGUACAUCAAAGCGGCUGGGCGGCGGUUUGGGGCGGACAGUCCCGGUGGGUCUGCGGGGUCGGACCCGGCAUCGCCAACUGCGCGGAGCAAGAAGUCCGUGCACUGGGUCGACCUGGACGAGGAGCGGCGGCGCGAACGCACGCGGCAAAAACUGCAAGCGGCCAAGAACCAAAUGUUCUACGCGGCCAACAGUGUGCGGGCACACUUGAUGGGCCACGCGGGAAAGCGGAAGGGGAAAACGCACCUGCUCAGCGGGUCGGGAAAGGAAGGGGAAGAGGAAGUCGACGCCCUGUGGCAGCACUUCGACCGCGGCGCGAAGCGCCAGAUCAUGGGCAGCAACUUCGCCCAGGUGGGCCGAAACAAAAUCGUCGACGUCGCAAAGGUGGACGAUUUGGGCGACUUGCUGGAUCUGGACCCGGAAAUUGACGAUGUCCAUGCUAACAAGUAGGAUGCUCUUGUCGUCUUUGUGCUGGAAACCAGUACUAGUGGCAUCACGCUUUCGUGAUAGGCUUCUAAGUACGUUAAAAUGAUGAAUUUUGCACUUUGUUAUUUACUUUCAAUUCAAAACUUGUGGUUGUGACUGAGCCAACGAUGAUAUCAGGAUUGUGCUAACAAAAACACGGGGUAACUGCAGAAAAAUCUUCACCGUAUUCGUUUCAUUUCAAAACCAAGUUUCACUUUUAACGAUUCAAAAAACCGAUGGAAUUGCUGACCUUAUUGUACAAAGUUGAAACCACCUGUGUCUGUGACACUGACUGGUUUGUUUUGCGUACUGUUUUGCUCGAUGUGAACUUGUUGUCCCCAAGGUUUGAUAGCAACACUUGUACAAAGAACGAGAAUUG